Molecule: messenger RNA, 895 nt
Organism: Ananas comosus (pineapple)
Lineage: Eukaryota; Viridiplantae; Streptophyta; Magnoliopsida; Poales; Bromeliaceae
Product: 1,4-alpha-glucan-branching enzyme 3, chloroplastic/amyloplastic-like
Exons: 7
Coding region: 135-608 (157 amino acids)
Biological process (GO): carbohydrate metabolic process
Cellular component (GO): cytoplasm
Molecular function (GO): cation binding; 1,4-alpha-glucan branching enzyme activity
Source: RefSeq, a predicted model, not a curated record
GAUAUACUUUUUGUUUUGUUACAGAUGAUUAAACUGAUUACAUUUACAACUAGUGGGCAUGCAUAUCUCAAUUUUAUGGGCAAUGAAUUUGGACAUCCAAAUGUGAGGCAUCUUAUCCUCGUGUAUAUUGUCUAAUGAGGGUGGAGUUUCCUAUGUCAAGCAACAACUAUUCCUUCAUGUUCGCUAAUAGGCAAUGGGAGCUACUAAUGGACAAAGGCAUUCACAGUAACCUUUUCAACUUUGAUAUGGACAUGAUGAGCUUGGAUGAAAAUGAAAGGAUACUUUCUAGAAGUUCACCCAGUGUUCACCAUUGUAAUGAUUCGACUAUGGUCAUAUCAUACACCAGGGGGUCCUUUCUCUUUGUAUUCAACUUUCAUCCUGAAACCUCUUGUGAAUCAUAUCGUGUUGGUGUAGAGGAAGCUGGCGAUUAUCAAAUAAUUCUAAAUACUGAUGAUACCAGAUAUGGUGGACAUGGUGAGCUCGAAAGUCAUAAGCAUCUUUGGAGGACCAACAAAAAAAGGGCUGACGGUUAUCAAAACUCUCUGGAGGUGGCCUUACCUCGUAGAAGUGCUCAGGUAUACAAGUUGAUGCGUAUUUUGAGAAUUUGAACGUUUUUAUGUGGCAAUUUUCUGAAAGCAGAUAGCAGCAGUAUUGUCGAAGUUGAUGGAAUUAUUAGAUUCUUUUAUCGUGAUUCUGUCAUGUGAAAAGGAUCGGCAGAGGUUAAAUAAAUAAAAUGAGGGCUUUUGCUUAUUUAUUCCUUACUGCCAUCGACAAUUUUCAAAUUUAUUCUGAAAUUAUCAAAAUACCCUUCUAAACCCCAAAUUCCGUUAGGGAACCCUAGGGGUUUGGGACUAUUUGAAAGAAAUUUUGGAAAUCAACAAGGGCAAUUUGGUCA